Synchiropus splendidus (mandarinfish) is the source of this 1742-nucleotide messenger RNA. Its product is annotated as muscarinic acetylcholine receptor M2-like. Bases 149 to 1471 code for a protein of 440 amino acids. The transcript is spliced from 4 exons. Gene Ontology annotation, biological process: adenylate cyclase-activating adrenergic receptor signaling pathway. Gene Ontology annotation, cellular component: plasma membrane. Lineage: Eukaryota; Metazoa; Chordata; Actinopteri; Syngnathiformes; Callionymidae. The record is from RefSeq and is a predicted model, not a curated record. Gene Ontology annotation, molecular function: G protein-coupled acetylcholine receptor activity.
GCUCACUGACUGGUUCUUGUCAGAGGAGGAGCAUCAUCCUGCUACUUUCUGCUUCACUCUGCUCCAGAGGUGAGAAUAUCAUGGAGACUAAAACCGCUGCUCAUCUUUGUAGGACAAGCUUGAAGCGUCUGUGAGGACAACUGCCAAAAUGGAGAAUCCGAGUCCAUCGCACGGCAACAGCAGCCAAAGCGGCCUCUCAUCCGGGAGCCUGUACUCCACGGUGGAGAUCGUCAUCAUCACCAUCGUGGCCGGAUCCCUCAGCCUGAUCACUGUCGUGGGGAACAUCUUGGUCAUGCUCUCCAUAAAGGUAAACAGGAACCUGCAGACCGUCAACAACUACUUCUUGUUCAGCCUGGCCUGUGCAGACCUCAUUAUCGGCGUCUGCUCCAUGAACCUGUACACCGUCUAUAUUGUGAUCGGCUACUGGCCUCUGGGACCAGUGGUGUGUGACCUUUGGUUGGCGGUGGACUACGUUGUCAGCAACGCCUCAGUCAUGAACCUGCUCAUCAUUAGCUUUGACCGCUACUUCUGCGUCACCAAGCCGCUCAGCUACCCGACACGCCGCAGCACCAAAAUGGCAGGACUGAUGAUCGCAGCUGCCUGGGUGUUGUCCUUCAUCCUCUGGGCUCCGGCCAUCUUGUUCUGGCAGUUCAUCGUGGGCGUAAGGACCGUUCCUCCGGGAGAGUGCUACAUCCAAUUCUUCUCCAACCCUGUGGUGACUUUUGGGACGGCCAUUGCAGCGUUUUACCUGCCGGUGGCCAUCAUGAUCUACCUCUACUGGCGCAUCUCCAAGGCCAGCCGCAGUCGUGUGAGGAGGAACAGCAGGAAGUCCUCUGGGAUCAGUGCCGGAGAGGUUCCUUCUCACAGUCAAGACGACCCAUGUGAGAACAACUGCCUCAGAGCCACGGCAGAGAAGCAGGAGGUGGCAAAUGGCAAGCAGAAGCAAACACUGCAGCAGCAGAAUGGAAGUCCUCCCCGCAAGGAUCCGGAGCAGGCGGAGGAACUGGCAGACACCAUCCAUGCUUCAACCUCCAAGGACACUGAGCUGUCCGCCUCAUCACAGAAGGCAUCGAACGAGAAGAGAAACGAGACCUCGCCUCCAUCCCCGACUACUUCGGCUGCUGAUAGGCAAAGUUUGGUCUCCAAGAAUUUGUUCAAGGUGACGAAGCAGACUGCAGUGGCAAAGUGGAAAAGGAAGGGAGCAUCUUCCAGGGAGAAGAAAGUAACACGCACCAUCAUGGCCAUCCUGGUUGCCUUCGUGGUCACAUGGACUCCAUACAAUGUGAUGGUCCUGAUCAACACCUUCUGCUCCGAGUGCAUUCCAAACACACUUUGGACCAUCGGCUACUGGCUCUGCUACAUCAACAGCACCAUCAACCCGGCCUGCUACGCUCUCUGCAACACUACUUUUAAAAACACCUUCAAACAUCUGCUCCUGUGCCAGUACAAGAACAUACGCUCCGCGCGGUGAAACACAGCCCACUCCCACUGCACAUGCGGUAUAUCUUUAAAACAACGACAGUAAAACUGAUGUAAAUAUAUUUCUUUGUGAAAUGAACAAUAUAAAAACUUAUUGUGAUCUAGUGCUUAAACUUGUUGUGAUCUUUGCCCUCUUAAAAUGUUCUGUAGAAUCUAUUACCAAGAUUUUCUGAUGUCCAUGAUGAAAGUAUGCAAUGUAGAAGUCUGUGUUUUUGUCCCCGUUUAUGAAAUAUUGUCUCAAUGGGAAGACGCAGUGGCAGAAA